Molecule: messenger RNA, 9023 nt
Organism: Rhineura floridana
Lineage: Eukaryota; Metazoa; Chordata; Lepidosauria; Squamata; Rhineuridae
Gene: RLF
Product: RLF zinc finger
Exons: 8
Coding region: 31-5850 (1939 amino acids)
Biological process (GO): regulation of transcription by RNA polymerase II
Cellular component (GO): nucleus
Molecular function (GO): DNA binding; DNA-binding transcription factor activity, RNA polymerase II-specific
Source: RefSeq, a predicted model, not a curated record
CAUACCGUCACGUGAGGCCGUCCCCUGCCGAUGUGGUCAGCGGCUGUGGGGUCACGUGAUUCGCUUGCCUACGCGCGGUGGGGCCGGGUGCAGAUGGCGGACGCCGAGGCUGACGCGGCCCUGCAGCCGGAGAUGCAACGGCUGGCCGCCGGCCUCAGCUCUCGGCUUUGGCAGCUGCAGGCGGAGCUCAGCGAGCAGGGGGUGGCCGAGACUUCGUCGGGCACCUAUUGCCGAGAGUUUUGUCAGACAUUGCUACAAUAUGCUGGCAAUCGAGGUGCUUCAGAGCAUGUUCUGCCUUUUUUGGAAGUGUAUCAAGUCGCCAUUCAAAGCUUUGCCAAUGCUCGACCUUACUUGACUACAGAAUGUGAAGAGGUUCUUCUGGUACUUGGCAGGCUAGUACUGAGCUGUUUUGAACUACUGCUUUCUGUGCCUGAAAGUGAGGAGCAGUCUGAACCAUUGUUAAGAUUGUUUCAAUCUAUACAGGAUUCCCAUAAUGCUUUACUUGAAUUUGAAGAUAACAGCCUUGAAAUACUGGCUGACAUUUCUAAGGAAGGUGUGUGGAAAAAUCCAGUUCUUUUCAAGAUUAUAUCACAGCAACCAGUAGAAGCAGAAGAAGUUAAUAAACUGAUUAAACGAGAAGGACCAGUCUUUCUUCAAAUGCGAAUAAAACAUCUAAUGAAGACAAGCUGCCUUCCUCAAGCUGCUUCGUUGUCCAAACUGUGUAAAGAAUCCACAGAAAUUUCAGAUGCAUUGCCUUUUCUUCAAGCCUAUAUCACAUGCUUGUGUUCCAUGCUUCCAACUGAAGAAUCUAUCAAAGAGAUUGCAAAGGUGGAUUGCAAAGAGGUCCUGGAUAUGAUAUGUAAUCUGGAAGCUGAAGGUCAAGAUAGUACUGCAUUCAUUCUUUGUACAACAUACCUCACUCAGCAGCUUCAAACUGCAAAUGUGUACUGCUCUUGGGAACUGACUUUAUUUUGGAGCAAAUUGCAAAGAAGAAUUGACUCCUCUUUAGAUUCCUUUCUGGAGCGCUGUCGGCAGUUUGGCAUCAUUGCUAGGACGUUGCAGCACUUGUUCUUCCUGAUAAGAGUUAUACAAGCUGAAGCAGAAGAAGCAGGCCUUGCUGUGUCCGUUUUAUUAUGUGUGAGAGCCUUGCAGCUAAGAUCAAAUGAAAAUGAUGACAUGAAGACUUCUGUAUGCAAAACAAUUGCAUGCCUUCUUCCGGAAGACCUUGAAGUUAGAAGAGCAUGCCAGCUCACUGAAUACUUACUUGAACCAAGUGAGGAGAGAUACAGCCUACUAGAAGAGCUCUACCUGCAACCUGAUCAAAAAUUCGAUGAAGAAAAUGCAGCUGUUCCAAACUCACUACGUUGUGAACUCCUGUUGGCCUUAAAGGCAUAUUGGCCAUUUGAUCCAGAAUUUUGGGAUUGGAAAACUUUGAAGCGACACUGUCUCAAAUUGUUGGGAAAGGAAGUUUCUGAGUCUGAGGAUGAUCUGAGUUGCAAUGAGAUGUCAUUCCAUGAAACCGAACUGCUAGAUGGCCUCCUAAGCGAUUGCGAAGAUAAUAAUUUUGAAGGUCAUGAUAUACUAAAUCAGCCUAAGGAGAGAGUGAGAGUCAAAAAGCCAAUUGGUUCCUCGGAAAGGUACCAGAGAUGGCUUCAGUAUAAAUUUUUCUGUGUCAUUUGUAAAAGGGAAUGUAUAGAGGCCAGAAUACUCCACCAUUCUAAGAUGCAUAUGGAAGAUGGAAUUUUUACAUGCCCAGUGUGUAUAAAAAAAUUCAAGAGGAAGGAGAUCUUUGUGACGCAUGUAAUGGAGCAUGUCAAAAUGCCUCCUAGUAGAAAAUACCGUGCAAAGAAGAAGCUGCUGUUGAAGAAAGAGAGGUUGACUAAGAGCAGCUUAGCCAGAAUUGCUUCUGUAACACUUGAAGGAACUCAGCCACUCAAAAUAAUGCAGUGUGAAAAAGCCAGAAGUGACACACAGGAUUACAUCACGUUUAGCAAGCUAGAAGACUGCCAUCUGCAAGACAGAGACCUGUACCCAUGCCCAGGCACAGAUUGCUCCAGAGUGUUUAAACAGUUCAAGUACUUAAGUGUUCAUUUGAAAGCUGAACACCAAAACAAUGAUGAAAAUGCAAUGCACUACUUAGACAUGAAAAACAGGCGUGAGAAGUGUUCGUACUGCAGGCGGCAUUUCAUGUCAGCAUUCCAUCUACGGGAGCAUGAACAAAUACACAAUGGUCCUCAACCUUUCAUGUGUGUGUCUGUGGGCUGCUAUGCUAGGUUUGGAUCAGUGAAUGAGCUUCUCCAUCACAAGCAGCAACAUGAUGAUCUGCGUUAUAAAUGUGAGCUCAGUGGCUGUAACAUUGUUUUCAGUGACCUGGGACAGCUCUACCACCAUGAAGCCCAGCAUUUUAGGGAUGCAUCUUAUACAUGUAACUUUCAUGGCUGUAAAAAGUUCUACUAUUCCAAAACUGAGUUUGCAAAUCACCUGUCAAUGCAUAUCUCAAAUGGUGAAAUGAAGGAAACACUGAUCAAGCAUGAGGAGAAUGUUUCUGGAGACAGUCUUGCUUGCCUUUCAGAUCUGGAGGUGUUUGAACAAAAAGACACUUCCUGUGUUCAUGAGAGUCUUAAUUUGCCUUCAGGAUUGACAGAUUCAGAGGGAAUCCUGCAAAUUAAGCAAGAGCCUCCAAAUUCAGAGAAUAUCCUGCAAGUUAAAGAAGAACCUCUCUCUGAUGGAGAGGUGGAUGGCAAAAGUAAUGGCAGUUUUGGAAGCAAUAUUGCAUCCCUAGCCAAUGAGACGCAGGCAACUUCAUUGACUGAAGCAUUAGACUGUGGCCAGGCAAGUCCUGGAAGUUUGUUAACUCAUGAGAAAGUCUUCCUUCCAUCCAAUUUGAAAGAGCGGUAUUCAAAUGUGGCUGUUUACUUUGAUGGGAAAAGAUUUACCUGUGGCUUUGAAGGCUGUGGAUCAACGUACAAAAAUUCAAAGGGUAUGCAAAAGCAUCUUCGAAGGGCUCAUCCAUACCAUUUCAAACCUAGAAGGAAGCUGGGCCUGAAGACUAAAGAUAUUAAUCAGUUCAGUGAAAGUCACAGUACCACUGGAGAGAUUAGCCCAGAGCUCAUACAUCAUUCAUGUAGAAAUGCAGAUUCUCCAGGCAUUAUAGGUUGUAAUAUAAGUUCUAAUAGCAAAAGCUAUUUAAAGGAAGAACUUUGUCCCUCUUCCCCAGAAACUUCUUUUUUUGAAUCUUCUAAAAUGUCAAGUACAGAAGAUGCUAUGUUGGAACUUCUAUUGGGCUUGAAGCAUUUAAGUUUAAAAAAUUCUAGCAGUCAUAUUGGUAAUUCUUCCAGGUUGUCACAGUGCCCCAACUCUGAAGAUGAAUCUACCUCAGACCAUUUCCCUGAAGAGCAGCGAGGCAAACUACCAAAACAAUAUCUUACCCAGUUGGCAGCGAAGCCAUUUUUCUGUGAACGUCAAGGUUGUACAUGUGAAUUUGUGACCCGAGAAGCAUUGUUGACACAUUAUGUUAAAAAACACAAUUAUUCAAAGGAGAUGGUGCUUCAGUUGAACAUGUUUCAACAUCGGUAUUCCCCUUUUAAGUGUCAUAUUUGCCAAAGAUCAUUUACAAGAAAAACGCAUCUUAGAGUCCAUUAUAGAAACAAGCAUAAGCUUGGCAAUAUGACGGCAACUCAGAAAUUACUUGCGAAUGAAAGUUUUGAGGAUAUGGAUGAGUGUGCUGAGGAUAUACUGAAUGACACCAUGGAUUCAAUAUCUGAUUUCUAUGCCAAUACAGAAGAACUUGAUGACCAAGCUAAUCACACUGGAGAACAGCAGUGUCAUCCAAAGAAAGAAGAGCUUAGUUCUGAAACAGAUGUGGAGUCUAGUGAGGAAGCAGAAAGUUGUGGAACUGUGAGGCAGACUAAACUGUCUGCUCUGGAAAGCCACCGGAAAGGACUAGAAGGAAAAGAAGGGAGGGGAAGUAAACGAACAGUUGCCAAAGGAAAUUUAUGUUACAUUUUGCAUAAAUACCACAAGCCGUUCCAUUGUAUUCAUAAAAAUUGCAAUUCUGCAUUUACUAAUCAGAAAGGGUUGAUUCGUCACUACAGAACUGUACAUCAGUAUAACAAAGAGCAGCUCUGCCUAGAAAAAGACAAAGCGAGAACAAAGAGGGAACUUGCCAAAUGUAAAAAAAUAUUUGUUUGCAAACAAAAGGCAUGUAGCAAGCGCUUCUUAUGUUCGAAAUCGCUUGCUAAGCAUUGCAGUGACUUUCAUGGCCUUGACCAUGUAGAGGAUUCCAAAGUGCUCUCUGAAACAGAGUCAGUCAGAUUUCCUUGUCAUCAUCCUCAGUGCCCUGCUGCAUUUUAUUCCUUCCACAAAUUGAAGCAUCACCUGAUGGAGGAGCAUGCUAAGGAAGAAGAAAUAAAUAAAGAGAUUGAAAUUCAUUGUGAUCUUAAUGGCUGUAACCGAGUUUUCACAACAUACAGCCGCUAUUCUCAGCAUGUAUAUUUUCGACACAGUGACUACGAUGGAGUCUCGGAAGCUGCCAAAGAAAAACAGGCCCAUCUUAAAGAUGAACAGGAGCAAAGCUGCUUGGAAGGUCGGUGUCCUGGGCAUGAAGAGAGUGAGAAAAAGAGACAGAUCAAUGAAAAAUCUGAAAAGAAUAAUAAAAGCAAAGGAAAGCAAUUAUUAUAUAACUUCAGAACAAGGGAGGAGGCCUUGCAGAUGUGCAGAGACAACUGUAAUCAGACACAGUACCCUUGCAUGGUUCAGGGGUGUCCCUCAGUAGUAAAACUAGAAAGCAGUAUUGUGAGACAUUAUAAGCGCACCCAUCAGAUGGCCAGUAUUUAUAUAGAACAGCAGUAUGAGGAGCUUGUGUUAUGUGUCGAAUGUGGUACUGUGAUAAAUGACCUCUGUUUAGAAGAAAGUCAAGGUUCAAAUAAAGAGGCAAACAGUGACUUUAAACAGGAGGUUACAGCUCACCCUGCAUAUCAGCACAAAGAUGAAGGGCAUCGUGUUCUAAACUCGGACUGCGAUCAUGGUGAUAAAAUCAGUAGAAACGGCAGCUCUUGUGAGAAUGACAAGACUCAGGAGGCUGGUGUCUCUUUGCAUACAGGCACUUUAAAACAUAUCCACAAUCCCAAAACCAGGUGUUUUGAAGAAUGUAGUCUAAUGGAGUCACCGCGGUGUAAAACAGAAGACUUGCCUGGAAGUGAUGGAAGAGAAAAUAUCUCUUACUGCAUGAGGCCAGGUGCGCAGUUAGCAAGAGAAAAAGAUGCUAAUGAUUGGCAGCGCACUUCUUCACAACAGAACAUUAAAAAACCUCCUCCCCUUUCUUCUACAAAAGACAAAAUGGCGAAGCAGUCUGUGCCCAAGCCCUUUGAUAUAAAGUCCUUCAAACCAAUGGGGUUUGAGUCGUCAUUUCUAAAAUUCAUUCAGGAAAGUGAGCAACGCGAGGAUGAUGACGAUGAUUUUGAAGAUGAGUGGGAGCCAGCUGAACAAUAUGAAUUGGAUGUGGUGGCUCAAAAAGAUAAAGACUUGAAAAGAGCUGUCACGCAGGGCAGGGCUACAUGUGAAAGUGUCCCAGCGACGGCAGCUAUCUCCAAGAAGAACAGUGGCUCCAAAGCUCAUGGACAGCUGAGAGGAAUACAGCCUCUCUUAUCGACAGACUCUCCCUCGAUCCCUUCUUUGGAAAACUUGAGGGCCAUUUUGGACAAGGCAUUAACAAACUGUGGGGACAAUGCCUUAAAACAGCUUCAUUAUUUGCGACCAGUAGUUGUUCUUGAAAGAUCUAAUGCCUCCACGACCCUCAUAGACUUUUUCCCAACAAAAAAAACAGAUCACCUUUGUGUGGGAAGUUCAUAAAUUGUUGUGUUUUAUUUAAAAAAGAAAGAAAGAAAAAGAAAAGAAAAUAGAAGACUGCCUCCACUACUGCUACACGGGGAAGAAUGCAGAUUUGGUUCAAUGCACAUGUUGUUGAGGUUAGAUUAGGCUGUUCAAUUCCAUGAAUGUAUGACAUCUGUCUACAGUAUUGGCUGAAUUAAUAUAGCUCCCCUUUUAAAUUGAGAGAGAAAAAACUGAUAUUUUGGUGCUAAUUAACAGAAUAUUGAGGGGGGGGCUUCCUCUUGCAGAGUAAAUGUGCAUGAUUGUAUAUGGAACAAGUACUUAGGGUACCAAGGUUUGGAGGGUGGGGGGAGGGAGGGAGGAUGGAACUUCUUACUUGACUUGAAUGUGCACCUCAGGGUGCUUUGUGUAACAUAUUGUACACUACAGCAUCUUAUAUUUUUUGAGUUAUGAGUUUCAAUAAAAAGGAAUUUUUUCACCCAUUUUGGUUGACUGUACAGCCAGAUGUCCAUGGCUUAAGACAAAUUUUGACCUGAGUGUUGGUGUGUAGUAAUUUUGGAUCCUGGCACAUUACUUCAAUGUGGCAGUGUGUUUAUGUCUGACUGGGGGAAACUUAUCAGGGUAGCCUGUCGAAGAGAAAAUGGGAGAACUCUUAACAAGAGUCAAUGUAAAUUUUAAAUGGUAUGUCAAGAAGGAAAUGAGCAGCUAGCUAAAGACAUGAAAAUUCUUAGUUCUUACGAUCUUUUGAUGAAAAUAUAAGAAACCUGUCAGUUGUUGGGACAUUAAACUAGCCAUAUGGAAAAAGAGACCAAAUAUAGGCAGAAAGAACAUUGUAAAAAACCCUUCAUUUAGAUAUGUUUUUUGGAAGGGAACUGUGAUAAAUAGGCUAGUAUUCCUAUUUAUCCAGCCAUUUUCUUGGCUCUUCGUUUUGGGUGCUAAAACAUAACAAAGUACUGAGUGCUUUUGAUUCUUCAUUUCAUGUCUAGCAAUAUAACUGUUUGUUUUAAAGUAUUCUUGAUUUUCCUUCUCUCCCCUCCCCAUAUCAAGCAGCUAACAAUUCUAUCAAUAGAUCAGUAAAGAUUCAGGAGUGCUUUGGAGUUGGCCAUCAUUAUAUUGGGUGACAGGUUUUUAUACCACAGUUGCAUACUAUGCAUAAAAUGGUGUGCAGUGUAUGUACCAUUUGUUAGUGCUGUUCCAUAGAAUGAAAAAAAUUAUCCUCAGUUGUGUAAAAAAAAAAAGCAUUAUUGCUUAUAUACAUCUAAUAUCCCUCUUGAGGAAUUGAGACUUCCAGUUUUCUUACACUAGCCUUUCCUUAGGAUGAUACUUUUGUCUUUUUCUGGAAUGUGGCAAUUGCACCAUUGAUUAUGUUAAGGGACACUUACUACCUUUAAUAUCUCUUUCCCAAUUGUCUAUUUUCUUUUUAAUUUGUUGGGGUCAGAACGUCUGGACAGAUGUCAGCUGUUCAGCUUGUGGGAUGGUAGCUAUGUUAGGCCUAGUGGGUUAUAAGCAUAGUUGGAAUAAUUUUCUCACUAAGGAUGAACUGGCUGCACAGAAUAUUGGGUAACAAAGUGUGUUCUUACUGCUAAUUAGCCAGCAUGUUAUGGGAAUAUAAGAAUUGCUUUCGAAAAUCAGACCCAAAGGUUCACUUGAUCUGUUCUGUAUCGAACAGCGCCAGGUCAUGUGCUCUAGCAAGUCCACAGUUGGGCAUCAUGGAGAUAGCUGUUCCUUGCUUAUCUCCGUCUAGUGUUUAAAAAGUACAGCCCCCUAUGAGGCUUAUUGGCUCCUGAUUUGUGUCUCAUACCAGUUGCUAAGCAAAAAAGACACUUCCCUCUCAUUCAUGAUAACUUUGGCCUAUAUUAGAGAGGAACGAAGCAAGCUUAUCAACGUCUUUCUGAAAGUCGAUGUUCACUGUGUCAACAUCAUUAUUUGUGAAGCAAUUCUGCCUUUACAGAUCUUGUUGACUUCUCUGUUUCAGGGAUUCAUAGGAAUUGGUAAGGAACACAUUGUAGCAAUUUUGAAGAGUGCUCCUUUGAAAUCUUAGGAUUGCCACAUUUAUCUGUGUGACAUGCAUUUUUCCCCUAAGCUUGCAUGGUUGAAGCAGCUUACAAGGAUCUUCUGUGAAUUUUACUUUCCAAUCAUCUAGUUUUAACAGUGUAACAGCAUUAUGUAGUUUGGGGCAUUUAAGUAGCUUAUUUCAUUUUGCCCAGUAUUUGGCCUCCUGUUUCCAGAAUCUGUCUUUAUAUUGUAUUUAACCAUAGAUCAUAAAGUAUAAAACUAGGCAUACAGUAUUAAGUAUAGGUUUCCAAAACCAACAAUGAAGCUGCAUCUCUUUUCUUUGUUUUUCAUUACUUUGUAUGGCUGGAAGAGAUUCUUCAUGCAUCUGUACACAAGAUAUCUGAAUUAUUAACAGGAGCAAUUGGGGUACAUCAUAACUGAGACCUGCCUGAUUCAGAAAGAAUAAUUCAGGGGCCCCAAUAAUCUAUGUGAGCCAUACUAUACACUACUGUUUCUGCCAGUUCCACCAAAGGAUUCACAAUUGGUUUAACUUUAGGAAAAAUUAUUCUUAACAAAUGCAGUUGACUAAACCCCAAACUUUUCACUGAGAGACAAUUCUUGCCACUCCAGAGCAACUUCCUGUUCUAACAGGCAUUUAAUGCUGGGAAUGUAUAGUAUGAAGAAGAAAGAAAUAUUUCAGGGACUUCGAGGGUGGACCAGAAAGCAGCAGUUUACUUUCCAGGGCUUCUGAUACAGUGAAGGUUAAGAAGUUACAACAUUUAGUAGUUUCUAUCAAUGUUAAUUUUGUUCCUUCAACAAUUCUGUGUGAAUGUCAUACAUUUUUUCUGACUUACUUAAUAUUCUGUCACUUGGUAUAAAACAUUUUUCUGAAUGUCUAAAUUGGACAUUAGAUACCCUGUGAAUUGAAAAGGUAUAGAUAGCUAAUAUUUUCAUUAACACGUAGAGUAGCUAAAUGUGGGUUUACAAGUUCUGGUAUCCUUCGAAGGUCCUCUUAAAUGUCUAUCUGGUUCUUUGACAAGUGGCCAACACAUAAUACAGCUUUAAUUUUUUAAGGGGUUGUCUUUAGCUGCCUUUAAAAUAUCCUUCUUGCCUUACUGUAUAUUCCUGUCUGUAGUAACUUGCCAAAAUCCAUGCACUGUCUUCAGUUUUUCACUUAGGUUCAAUUUCUACUACCUAAA